AUGCUUCAAAACACACAAGAAAUUACAUACAUACACAGAACCGUACCGUUUAGGAGUAAUAUAGUGAGAGGCAAAAUGAAAGUUGUCUACUUCCUUGUUACCAUCUUGGCUUUGGCAUCCUCUUUUGCCUCUGCCUAUGACCCCAGCCCUCUACAAGACUUCUGUGUGGGAAUCAAUGACCCAAAAGAUGGUGUGUUUGUGAAUGGAAAAUUCUGCAAAGACCCUGCUCUUGUAAAAGCUGAAGAUUUCUUCAAACAUGUUGAACCUGGGAAAACCUCUAAUCCACUUGGCUCUAAAGUGACCCCUGUCACAGUUGAGCAGCUAUUUGGACUAAACACACUUGGCAUAUCUUUGGCUCGCAUAGAUUUUGCACCUAAAGGUUUAAACCCUCCACACACUCACCCUCGAGCCACAGAGAUCCUUAUAGUCCUUGAAGGAACUCUCUACGUUGGAUUUGUCACAUCCAAUAACGCAAAUGGUGGUAAUCGUCUCUUCACUAAAGUUCUCAACAAAGGUGAUGUUUUUGUGUUCCCAAUUAGUCUCAUUCAUUUCCAAUUGAAUGUGGGAUCUGGAAAUGCUGUUGCUAUUGCUGGAUUGAGUAGUCAAAAUCCUGGAGUUAUUACCAUUGCAAAUGCUUUGUUUAAAGCUAGUCCUCCAAUUUCUCAAGAGGUUCUUACCAAAGCUUUACAGGUGGAUAAGAGCAUAAUUGAUAAUCUUCUAAAGAAGUCUUGGUAUGACAACAACUAAUAUUAAUACUCGUUUCAUUCAGAUUGUAUAAGACACUUGUACUGAUGUCACCUCAUGCAAUAGCCUUCUCUAUACAAUUGCUAUUGUAAUAAAUAAAAUAAAAUGCAUGCUUUAUUUUUUGA
Lotus japonicus is the source of this 869-nucleotide messenger RNA. RefSeq names its product germin-like protein subfamily 1 member 17. Gene Ontology annotation, molecular function: manganese ion binding. The record is from RefSeq and is a predicted model, not a curated record. The coding region runs from base 1 to 747 and encodes 248 amino acids. The transcript has 2 exons. NCBI's taxonomy places the organism in Eukaryota, Viridiplantae, Streptophyta, Magnoliopsida, Fabales, Fabaceae. Gene Ontology annotation, cellular component: cell wall.